This is a messenger RNA of Penaeus monodon (black tiger shrimp), 1869 nucleotides long. Its product is annotated as solute carrier family 49 member 4-like. Gene Ontology annotation, cellular component: intracellular membrane-bounded organelle; membrane. Gene Ontology annotation, molecular function: transmembrane transporter activity. NCBI's taxonomy places the organism in Eukaryota, Metazoa, Arthropoda, Malacostraca, Decapoda, Penaeidae. The transcript is spliced from 10 exons. Gene Ontology annotation, biological process: transmembrane transport. Bases 107 to 1729 code for a protein of 540 amino acids. The record is from RefSeq and is a predicted model, not a curated record.
UCGUGUGUAACAAGUGUCCCGCUAGAAGAGCCAAGCGCGUUAUGCUUAUAUAAACGCUUUAUUGAAAGAUAUUUUGUGACGAUUCUGUUUUACUCACUUGAUUGUAAUGGAGAACACAGAAAGGACGCCCCUCCUUGGCGGCCUCUCUCCGGGCGCCUCUGGCGAUCCGCCUCGGGCCGCUCCGCCCCCCCCGCCCCCCACAGCCGCCACCGACGUUCAGUCUUUGACGCAAGAGGAAAGUCCUGCAACAGAAGGCUCUAGUUCCUUGGAUGAUCCUUUGGAAGAGACGCUGAUCGAGGACCGGAAGGAAGACUGCGUGGACGGCCUCCUGCGGCCCAAGGCGGCGACGGAGGUGGCUGUGAGGAUGAGGGACCCGGCGGCCUCGUCCUUCACCUCGAGCGACCUCGGGAUGGGCGAUGGGGGGGCGGCGCGGGCGCACUGGCAACGCUUCUGGGUUCUGCUGCUCUUCUCCGGCCUCGCGUUCUUCCAGUGUUCAAUGUGGUCCACCUGGGGUCCCCUGAGCGAGAGCGUGGAGGCCGCGUACCCCAACUGGGGGUCCUCCACAGUGGCCAUGAUGGCCAACUGGGGUACUUUGGCCACCAUGGGGUUUGUCCUCAUCAGCAGCUGGUUCCUCCACGCCUUCGGUUUGCGUGCGGGCGUGCUAACCGCUGCGGGGAUGUUAGCUCUAGGAACGGCCCUCAGGACUCUGACCGUGCAGGACGUGGCCUUCACCGUCCUGAGUCAUGUGUGCGCCGUGCUGGUAGGGCUCGCGGGCACGGUGUUCAUCUCGGCUCCUCCGAUGUUGGCCGCCGUGUGGUUUCCGCCGACAGAGAGGACGACAGCCACAGCUGUUUCGCUGGCAGCCAAUCAGCUGGGGACGGCAGGCAGCUAUCUGGAGUCUUUCUUUGUCCGGCGGCCUGGCAAGGGGGUGUCGCCGGCGAAUGUGAAGGAAGAUAUCAGGUCCCUCAUGGCCUGUGAGGCCGCGAUCGCGUUGGUCUUGUUCAUGAUGACGGUAGCGUACUUCCCUCCCGGGCCCCCCUCCCCCCCGUCCAUCACCUCGGCCCUCCCGAGACUCCGAUACAGAGAGGCUCUAAGCAGUAUCUUGAGGAAUCGCGACCUGAUGCUCCUGACCCUAGCAUUCAGCAUGUUCGCGAGUGUACCUGUGGCUUGGAUGAGCGUUCUCAACUAUUCGCUGAAGGACAUAGGAAUCGGACAGGACGAGGCCGUGUGGAUCGGUUUGGUGAGCUCGUUUUCCUCGGCCUUCUUUGGCCUCGUUUCCAGCCGUCUCACUGACCUUGUUUACGGCCACGUGCGCGCGUCGCUGCUCGUCCUGACCUUCCUCAGCUGCUCCUGCUUCUUCUGGUUCUCGCUGAUGACUUGGCACACCGUCCCGCCCGCCAGGUGGCAAGUGUACGCGAGCGUGGCGGGGGGGCUGUCCCUGAACUUCGCGAUGAGUCCGCUGUUCGUGGAGAUGGCGGUGGAGACGGCGUACCCAUGCCCCGAGGUGGUGGUGGCUGGCGCGGCGCUCACCCUCGACAACGCCGUCGCCUCCGCCUUCCUCUUCGCCUUCUUCUUCCGCCACAGCAGCUACAGUUGGGUGACGUUCUGCCUAUUGGCCUCCAGUUCGCUGUGCGCCCUGCCACUCCUGCUGGUGCGGGAAAACUACGCCAGGUCCUCCAUCGACCGUGCUGACCCGAGCCUUUCCACGCGAUUCAUGCCCGUUUCCUGACCUUUGACUUGUCUUCCGGGCCUCUCGCCGCAUUCCAGGCUCGUCUCUUGACCUCUGACCUUCUCUAUGCCUUCUGAUGUCUUCUUCUCUCAUUUCAACAUGGUUUUGUUGUUACUGUAAUUCCAUAAAGAUGAGCGUUC